UCUCUUCUACUCUCAACUUUUUCAGUCGCCCCUAAACAUUGAUAGCUUGAUGAUAUAUUUUUAUCGAGCUGGGGUUUUUAUUAGUUUAUCCGUGCCAAAGCCACUGAAUUGUGUGAUCUCAGUGCAAAAGUGAAAACCCUAGGCAAUUCCCUGUUUUCCAACCCUAGAAUUGUUUAUCUCCUGUGUUGUUUUGGUGUCCUAGGAAUAUAAAUAUUUAUCAAAACAAUGUCGAAUGACAAAGUUCAAGUUGCUGUUAGGGUUCGGCCUUUCAACCGGCGAGAAAUUGACCUGAACACCAAAUGUGUGGUUGAAAUGGUAGACUCACAAACAGUCUUACACCACCCCUCCACAUUGGAUAAACCACCAGAAAGCCGGAAAGAUCCUAAAAGCUUCACAUUCGACCACUGUUUUUUAUCGCUGGAUGAAGAGGACAGCAGGUUCAGUAGUCAGGAGAUGGUUUUUGAAGCCCUCGGCCAGGAUUUGUUAGAGAACGCCUUCCAAGGAUACAAUGCCUGCAUCUUCGCCUACGGACAAACAGGAUCCGGAAAGUCAUACACAAUGAUGGGUACACAAAACAAUCCGGGGAUCAUUCCGCGGCUAUGCAACGCUCUCUUUGAUCGAAUCAAACGGCUUAAGGAAGAAGAACCUUCCUUGAUGUGCAAGGUCGAAGUUAGCUACAUGGAGAUAUACAACGAAAAAGUCCACGAUUUGUUAGAUCCUGGGGCUCACAAGCAAUCGCUUAAGGUGCGAGAGCACUCAGUGCUAGGUCCUUAUGUAGAUGGUCUUGCCCAGCUGGCCGUAACAUCUUAUCAAGACAUUGAAGUGCUUAUGGGCGAAGGAAACAAGUCUAGGACUGUAGCCGCAACCAAUAUGAACAGCGAAUCGUCUCGCUCUCAUGCCGUUUUCAACGUCAUCCUUACUCAAAUAUUUACUGAUCCGUUUAGUGACGUCACCGGAGAAAAGGUCAGUAAAAUGUCCCUGGUCGAUUUGGCUGGAUCUGAACGCGUCUCCAAGACGGGAGCAGUCGGCGACAGAUUGAAAGAGGGAUCGAACAUCAAUAAAUCACUUACAACUUUGGGUUUAGUCAUAUCCAAAUUGGCCGAUCAAGCCACCUUAAAGAACAAAGACAAAUUUGUACCCUACCGAGAUUCUGUGCUAACAUGGCUUUUAAAGGACAACUUGGGUGGCAACAGUAGAACAGUCAUGGUAGCUACUAUAUCUCCAGCUUCAGACAACUACGAGGAAACUUUGUCAACCUUACGUUAUGCCGACAGAGCUAAACGUAUUGUUUGCCACGCAGUUGUUAACGAAGAUCCCAACGGCCGCAUCAUCAGAGAACUGAGAGAAGAAUUAGAGUUCCUCAAAGAACAACUGAAGCAUGCCGUCUACCGAGACGAUCUCAGCGAGCAACUCCAUCAGUCGGAAAAAUUGAUGAGCGCCAUGUCGGAAACGUGGGAGGAGAAACUGGUCAAAACAGAACGCGUCCACCACGACCGGCAGCAGGCCCUUGAAAAAAUGGGCAUUUCGGUUCAAGCCUCAGGCAUUCAAGUGGAAAAGAAUAAAUUCUAUCUGGUGAACUUGAACGCCGACCCAUCACUUAAUGAACUAUUAGUCUACUAUUUAAAGGAUCGUACUCUUGUGGGACGGCAAGACGCAGACACUCAGCCUGAUAUCCAGUUGUCGGGACUGGGCAUCCAGACUGAGCACUGCCAGUUGUUGAUCGAGAAUGGGCAAUUGUUUAUGGAACCAUUGGGAGUGGCACCAUGCUUCCUAAAUGGAUCUCCGGUUAUAGCUCGAGUACUACUUCGUCACGGCGAUCGUCUUUUAUGGGGGAACAACCAUUUCUUUCGGGUUAACUGUCCACGUCCUAGUCCAACUAGUGAGGAACAAGUUCAACCUGAUUUCAAUUUUGCACGCGAAGAGCUAGUAUUGAAAGAAAUGUCCAAUGACCCCAUUCAAAAUGCAAUUGCCCGUUUGGAGAAGCAGCACGAAGAAGACAAACAACGAGCCCUACAGCGCCAACGACAGGAAUACGAACGACACUUUCACCAACUCCGCACUUCACUUCUCUCUCCGAUGUCGCCUUCUUCAUCUUUUUCGUCGCUCGAUCUCAGCAAUCGAUCUCUGCGUAGCGGAAUGGGAUCAGGAACGCCCCGUUCAGAACGGUGGGCGCAAGAGAAAGAUGAAAUAUUUCGCCGAAGUUUGGCGCAGCUCAGAGAGGACAUUGUCCGUGCUAAUUCUCUCGCUCGCGAAGCCAAUGUCUUGGCCGAAGAACUCGGCAAGCAGACGCGCUUCAGUGUGACCCUCCAAAUUCCACCUGCCAAUCUAAGUCCAAAUCGUAAGCGAAUAGGACUGGUGAGCGAGCCUGCGAUUCACGUCAGGCGGACGGGAAAACCCAAUCAAAUCUGGUCAUUAGAUAAAUUAGACGUCAAAUUAGUGGACAUGAGAGAUCUCUACAACGAAUUCAAAAAUGUGGAUCCACUCAACAGAAGAGAAAACCCUUUCCUAUCUCCAGGUUCGGAUCCAUUUUAUGAGCUGCAAGAGAGCCAUAGUUUAAUAGGUGUUGCUAAUAUCUACAUGGAUGUUCUGUUCCAUGAUGUCCAAUUGAAUUACUAUGUUCCUAUUAUAUCUCAGCAAGGAGAAGUGGCUGGCAAGCUGCAGGUGGAAUUGAGCAGAAUCGCUGGGCAGUUUCCUACCGAUCACAUGUGUGAAUCGGACUCUGGCGAGAAUUGGGACGAGCAAGAUGAAGAUGCUUCAUCCAAUGGCCAUUGUACUGCGAUCACAUGUCGUGUUAGCAUUCAUCAGGUCUGCGGAUUGCCGGCAUCCUUAUCGCAUUUUGUUUUCUGCCAGUAUAAUAUGUUCGGUCAAGCAGAAGCUGUAGUGGUACCGACAGUGAUAAGUAACGAGGAUGAGGAUCGUCGAAAUCAAAACGAUGUUCGCAUUCGCUUUGAUCACGUCAAAGAUUUUACUGUGCCAUUAACCGAGGAGUUCAUGGAUCUGUGCAGUGAAGGGGCGCUGUCAAUUGAGGUUUGGGGCCAUCGAAGCGGUGGUUUUACAGCAGGGAAAACCGCAUGGGAAGUGGAGCAGCAGCAGCUAGCAAAAGUGAGAUCUUUAGCGGAUAAAUGGCGUGAAAUUUCACGACGAAUUGAAUUAUGGGUGGAAAUUCAGGAAUUGAGUGACUCCGGUGAAUACGCUCCAGUUGAGGUCAUCCACCGAGACUGCCUUUCCGGGGGUGUCUAUCAGCUCCGCCAAGGACAGCAACGAAGAGUUUGCAUACGUGUCCGUCCUGUACGUGAUUCCGGCACGUUACCGUUGGUCUGUGAAACAGUAACGUGUGUCGAAAUAGGAAGUGUUUCGGCUAGGUCCAAACUUCAAAAGCAGCUAGACUCGUAUCAAGAGGAAGAUCUGCUCCUGUUGCGAGACAAGUGGAGUGAUGCCGUGGCACGUAGACGACAGCAUCUUGACCAACAGCUACAACGACUGAUGCAAAAACAAGAUAAAACCGAAAGCGAUGUAGAACGGGAGCAGAGUUUGGUUAACCAAUGGGUUAGCCUUACUGAAGAACGAAAUACGGUUUUAAUUCCCGUGUCCAGUUCGGGAAUUCCUGGUGCUCCUGUUCCAACGGAUUGGAACCCGCCUGCCGGUUUGGAACGACAUGUUCCGGUCUUGUUUCUUGAUCUUAAUCCAGAUGAUCUUUCCGCUCCCUGCCAGUCAAACUUGAACGGAAGUUUUGAUAAUAGUUCCUUUAUCGAUGGCUUGAACAUGACGGAUGAUGGACAGUAUAUGGCCGCAGCCGGAAUCAACUCAAUCUUACCGAAAGAGCACGGUGGACAAUUUUCCAGCUUGCCCAUUAUCAGGUAUCUUGACAAUGAAGAUAUCGGUGCCAUCGCUGCCUGGGACUCGUCAAUUCACGACAGCUUGUACUUGAAUCGCGUUACUGAAGCCAACGAAAGAAUUUAUUUAAUCUUAAAAGCAACGAUUCGAUUGUCACAUCCUUCGCCAAUGGAUCUCAUAUUGCGCAAGAGACUCGCAAUUAAUAUUUAUAAGAAACAGAGCCUUACAACCAUUUUGAAAAAGAAGAUUGGCCGUGUUGAUUCUAUUACAGCAUCGGGAGUCAUGUACGAAAUUGUAUCCAACGUUCCUAAAGCCAGCGAGGAGUUGGAAGAUCGCGAGUCACUGGCGCAGCUAGCGGCAUCGGGUGAAGAUGUUUAUUCAGAGGACGGCGAAACUUACAUUGAAAAGUACACGAAAAGCGUUGGUGCAGUCGAGUCCAUCUUGACAUUGGACAGGCUUCGACAGAAUUUGGCUGUCAAAGAAUUACUGCAAAAUCAACAAGGUGGAAAAUCUAGUUCCGCCAUGAGGAAGACCUUAAGUGUUCCCAAUUUGUCGCAGCUAUUGCGCUGGCAAGAGGAGAACAGCAACAGCAACCCAGGAAAGAUGGGACGCUCAGAAUCAUUGGCAAAUUUUGCUGCAGAAAUACUUGGUAUUCAAGGCCAAGGCCGAGAUAAAGGAACGACUGCAGGUUCUCCAAACUCACCAUCAGGUGAAGUUGCUCGUCGAUCGCUUGAUUCGACUGUGACGCGGCCCAACUACCUUAAUCUUAAUGCAAACGCUGGUCUUGGUCGACUGAGUCAGUCAUCUCCCAGUCCGGCGUCCUCUCGUCUGGUGUCCAGGAUGACAACUUUGCAUGAAGAAAACCCUAGUUCAAGUAAUCAUCCCAUAUCGUCGCUGGUGUUUGUGGACAAAUUGGAAACCACUCCAGAAGUAUUGGAGGAUAAAAUCGAAGAAGAAGCCGAAUUGGACAUGACUGAAUUAAUUGAUAACGAAAGCCGAUUGCAAGUACACAACGACGAGAACGGGCCACAAGGGGAGAGUGUUUACUCCAGUGGAUAUGGAUCAAACGGUGCGUCGGAAGUGACUCUUUCCAGCACCAACGAAGAUGAGUGUUCUUUAAGAAGCUGUAGCGUCAGCACUGAAGAAACUCCCGAUCAUCCGAUACCUCAGCCAGCGCUACCUAUUUCGUCUGGCGUUGAAGAAAACCAAGAAGAAUCAGAAGAGAAUUUGAUGACUACUUCCACCGAUUGCGGUGUCGUUCGAAGACCAAAGGCUUCUGUGGACAAAUUGACUGCUUUGAAGGCUCACCGAUCAUCCUGCCCUACUGCUUUGACCGUUAACGAGCCGAAUAAUCUCAAUAACAGUUAUGGCAGUGCUCACAGUAGCAGUAGUAACGUCUCCAUUGAACGUCUUACAGCUACUGACGACGAAGAAAUUACUUCCGAAAUUCCAAACGUAACGAACAAACCCUCCAAACCAUUACCGGAAUGGGUGAUUGUCGGUGAAAGUAUUUUAGUGCGGCCUUAUAAUUGGUCGGGCAUCAUUUCGUUUAUUGGUGCAACUCAAUUUGCAUCUGGAACUUGGAUCGGCGUAACAUUAGAUGCCCCGACUGGUAAGCACGACGGAUCUGUUCAAGGAGUCAGUUAUUUCAGUUGCAAACCCAAGCACGGGAUUUUUGUUAAAGUAGACAAAUUAAUUUUGGAUAAAAGAGGUCGAGCUCUUCAUAACUCUGUAGCUAGAGGUUCGACCUCAGAUUUGCAUAGCAAUGCGAUGAAACGCAGCCAGAGCAAGGCGGAAGGCAUGAGUGAAAGUGCUCGUAAAACUGCUCUCUCGGGUGAUGCGUCUAUGCGUCGUUCCAAAAGUCGAGGAGAUGGGCUCAACCGUCACUAAAUUUACCACAAGUAUUCUCUUCUUCUUCACUUAGAAGAUGCAAGAAGAGUUAGUCAUAUUUCAACAGGGCUGACGAAGAAAGAACUGCUAUAUUAAGCACCAAUUUUGUUUUUAGUAUUCAUACGGCAAUAUUUACGACUCGUGUUUGAAGAAGUACUUUUAAAAGAAACUUGACUGAUGCAAGGCAAUGUGAGACCAAAAUUGAUUUUACUAUUGCCCCUAAUUUAAAGUAAUCCGAUUAUUUAAAGCAUUCCUAUAAGUUAGCCGGAAUUUAUUUUAAAGAAAAGCAUUGGUUUGUGAUUUUCUUCAUAGUAGAAUUUUAUCGAAUGAUCAUCUUAUUAUAUAAAUUUUGUCUGCAUACAGUGCUUGAUUUUGACGUGUAAAGACUUGCAUAUUACAUUUAUUUUGCUCAUGGUAUAUUUUUCUCCACUGCUUGAUUUGGAAUAAGCUUUAUUUAAUUUUUGCACUUGCAUGAAGUGUUCCAAUGCGAAAUUUUUAAAUUUUAAUUUUUCUUGGCAUGCAAAGUGUACUUUUAACCAAAAAUAAUUGGAAUUUAAAAAUGAAAUAUAAACUGAAAUGUCAUCGAAUCCCCUGAUUGUACUUCCGGUGUUUCAAUUUAAUAAGUAAAUGGAAUCUAAUUAUUGUUACUCCAUCACAAGCAAUUACAGAAUUAAUAACCAGUAAUUAUCGCCAGCACACUUGUAUUUCUUGUCAACGUUAUGUGGCAGAUGAAAAGCACAAGUCAGAAGUACGAAAGCGGCGAGUGAAUUAUUUUCCUUUCUUGGUCUUCAUUUUCCUGAGGUAGAAUUCCAAUUCUCGUCCCUCAAGGAUGUAACCAUCAGCCCUACCACAUUGACCGGGCCGGCUGGAAAUUGCCACUAGAAGACGACCAGUCAGGAACUGUUCUUCCAAAGCGGUCUCGAUCUUGGCGAGACGCUGGCGGGUCUUGUAUUUCUUCUCGGAUUUCUUGGACUUCUUCUUGUUCAAUA
Molecule: messenger RNA, 6713 nt
Organism: Daphnia pulicaria
Lineage: Eukaryota; Metazoa; Arthropoda; Branchiopoda; Diplostraca; Daphniidae
Gene: Khc-73
Product: kinesin-like protein KIF13A
Exons: 22
Coding region: 226-5724 (1832 amino acids)
Biological process (GO): cytoskeleton-dependent intracellular transport; microtubule-based movement
Cellular component (GO): microtubule; kinesin complex
Molecular function (GO): microtubule binding; ATP binding; ATP hydrolysis activity
Source: RefSeq, a predicted model, not a curated record